Zonotrichia albicollis (white-throated sparrow) is the source of this 1884-nucleotide messenger RNA. RefSeq names its product mast cell immunoglobulin like receptor 1 (gene MILR1). Lineage: Eukaryota; Metazoa; Chordata; Aves; Passeriformes; Passerellidae. The record is from RefSeq and is a predicted model, not a curated record.
UGAUCAGCACAGUUUCCGUAUUUAGAACUUCCUCAAGCCCUACAGCCACUCCUCCACCUCCUUCAGAAGAAAGAUCUCUGUCAUGUAACUGCACCAGCUCUCUUGCCCAGUAUCCAGAAAAUGUUUUUUCUGACAAUUCUGCUGUUUUCCUACUGUAAGCUAAGGACAUGUUUCUUUCAUAUUACAAACCUUUCUCAAGCAGAACCAUUGUUUCUUGUCUGAAAGCUUUUCUUCUUCUUCUCUUAGCUCAAAUGUCUCAACAGAUACAGAAAACAACUGCAAAUGGCAAAGAGAUGGUGUCCAAUCCCAAGCUGCAACUGGUUCAGGGCACUUUGAGUGUGGUGAUGAAGCAGAAUGUGACCCUCUCCUGCCUCUCUGAGCCUGGAUCCCCACCUGUCAGAUACACUCUGUUCAAGCACAACCAGCAGGUAUCUGUUUUCAAUGGGUCAGACUUGAGCCCUGCCCUGUUCACCCUGACCAUCAGCUCUGCCAGCGAUGUGGGGGAAUACAAGUGCAAAGCUGAGUACAACAACUCCAGUGGUGGAAAAUACAGCAACAGCCUCACCUUCACCCUCUUAGAGCCAAUCUCCAAGCCAGUGCUGAGCUCCCCCACCUCUCAGGCAAAGCAAGGCCAGAACGUGACCCUGUCCUGCUUCUCGGAGAACGGAUCCCUUCCCAUCACCUAUCUGUUCUUCAAAGGAACACAAAACAUUUCUCCCCAAAAGACAAUGCAGAAGAGGAAAGCAGCUGUGAUUUUUCUAUUUAUCAAUUCCCUUCGUGACUUUGGAACCUAUAAAUGCAAAGCUAAUAACAGUUUUCCCAAUAUUACAAAAUACAGCAACGCUUUCAACUUUACAUUAGCAGCAGAAGAGAGAAGCCAUUCUCAGCCCCUGAUAAUUUCUCUUGGGCUGAUCCUGCUACUACUUAUAAUAGGAUUUGCUCUGGCAAUUCCGUUUUUCCUAAUUCCUUUGUAUAAAGCAAAAAAAUUUAAGUCUUCCAGGCCCCCAACUGGCCUUAUUUCAAGAGUGAAUGCAGAGGAGUGUGAAAAUGAAGUCAUAUACUCAGAGAUUGAGCCUGUUAGACCAGAAGAAGAAUACAUCAACUUCUCUGUUAUUAGAAGAGAAGAGGAAAAAGCAGGGAAGAGCCCAUGUGCUACAGUCUAUUCAAAGGUCCUCAUCAGAGACUGAGUACCAGGUAUGAUUAUCAUUUUUUCUGAUUAACUUAAUCACAUACUUUUAAAAUUUUCAGCCCUCAAAUGCGCUAAAUUCCAGCAAGCCACAUACAAAGAGAUGACAUUCAGAUACCAAUUUCCUGGCCUAAUCAGUUUGUAGACAGACAGUGUAGCUCACUUUUGAAGCAAAAUCUCUGAGCCAUAAUAUCUAUGGACUUCAACUUAUGAGAAAAAGCAAACAGAUAAAAUUUAGAAUUACAUGUAAAGCUUUCACACAGAUUUACAUUCCUGACCAUAAAGUAGAAACUGGAUUGUUUGCAGACAUAAGAUAACCAAAAGGGUUUUGUCUAGGUUAACAAAAUAAAGAAAAAACAUCCCUCAGGCACCAGAGGAUCUGUAUUGGGCCUCUAUGUACCUGCAAGGAUGGCAAUUUCACAGUUCAACAGUAUUUCAGCUCUCAGAUAUGGAUAGGUUGCUAAAAUUAAUUUGGGGACAGCUGAUUUAAAAAUAAAUUCUGUAUCCUGCUACCAGCUGUUUCUAAGAUGUUGCUGGGUUGCUUUAAUACCAUUCCAUAGCAGCUUAUUUAGAAUUCCAUAAGUUCAGUAAGUCACAUUAUGCUAACAUUGAUUAUAUCUGGCAUAAAUACUCUAUACUGCAAUUAUUACUGCUGUUAAAAAUAACUCAUUUUUAGUUAAGUGAGCACCAUGUUGGUA